GUUCGUGGAGUGAGUAUCGAGGUAGUCUCGUUUCCAAACGGGCGAGGAUGUCAAUUCGUGAUCGACGAGCGACUGUGAGAGGAUCGUCUAACGUCUAAGUCUAACCGCGCGUGCACGUCAUCGAUAUCCGGUAUCGAGAACGAGCCGAGGGUAAAAUUAAGAGUUGUACGCUCGACGUGAGCGAUAGGGGAAUACGAUCGACGCGUAUCAUAAUUGCAUCGCUGCUCUGCGAGCCACGUGGAUGCGGAAUACGUGUCGUCUCUCCCGUUUUCGGACAAGUUUUCGUCGCGAGCGAAGAGACGUCCUACGCAGUGAUCGGAGGAAUAAGCGACACAUUGGAUCGCGCCCUGUUCAUCCACAGUCGAGUCGCGUUCACGAGAAGACCGUCGUAUAACGGCCUUCCGUAAAUUUUCGCCCGAUAGUCAAUAUAACGCAAGAAAAAUCGCCAUUUAGACACGGAUCUAAGUUUUGUUCGGACUCGUCUUUGCGGGUCGUGUUGAGAUAUCUCGCUGCAGCGAGAUAUCGGAUUUAUUCCGACGAAGAUACGUCGAUCGGUGAGAGAAGCGUCUGCGACGGUGGAUCGAUAGCGAUCGAGGAGAGUAAUCUUCACGUUCGCCGGCGAAUCGCGCGGAUUGUGAUGCAAGCCGUUGAUUUCAUUAAAUUUCUAAUUUAAUUGAAGUGAAGUGCACGUGCAGUUUUUUCGAAGCGGCCCGAAAAUGGUGCCAACACAACAGGAUAGUCCCUCGAACUCGGGGAUACCCAUCGUAUUUGGAUCUUUACUGGUUGACCAAAAUUCACCGACGCCUUACUCAGAUGCGACUCAGACCAAGAAAAAUAAUCCGAACCGAAUCAAAAGGCCUAUGAACGCAUUCAUGGUUUGGUCGCAGAUGGAACGCAGAAAGAUCUGCGAAGUACAGCCGGACAUGCACAACGCCGAGAUCAGUAAGAAAUUGGGAAAAAAAUGGAAGUUGUUAUCGGAGGAAGCUAGGCAGCCCUUCAGGGAUGAGGCCGAGCGACUGAGGCAACUGCAUCAAAAACAAUAUCCAAAUUACAAGUAUCGACCUAGGAAGAAGACCUCGAAACCCGCGGAAGUCUCGAAAACAAAGGAAAGAAAGAGACCGCGAAAGUCAGCGUCAUUAUCAUUGACCCUGUCGUCGCCAUCGCCUUCGGCAUCGUCAUCGCCGUCCCCAUCACCGUCACCGUCGUCAUCGUCAUCGUUGUCGACGCCAUCAAACAGCCCGAUGGUGCAUACCUCAUACGUGGCUGCUUCCCCGAUGUCGCCGCCCUCGGCGGCACCCGCCGCUAGUCACGCAAGCAGAACGAGAAAUGAUAACAAUAAUAACAACACUCAACAACACACGUUGAAGAAACCGAUGAAGAGAUUGCAGACUCUGGUGAGCAAUAAACCGGUAUCUAGGCUGAACUCCAAGCAAGUUCGACUGUCCCUGGAGACUCUGGACAACCCAAUGCACUCUGAUGUGGAUUACACUUCGGCGCCGCCCAUAGUGACCGCUAAAGUGCCCACCAGCCCGACCUGUGACACCCCGGAUUCGCCGGAAUCCGCUACUUUCUACGAUGAUAAUUAUUCCUCAGAGUCCUCCACGGUCCACGCAAUCUACAAUGUCAUCCCUGUCAGCAAAAUCAAGCAGGAACCGAAGGUCGAAUUGGACAACACAAAUGAUUUCGCCAACAAGAACGUAAUCUUGCCCGAUAUAACGUCAGUGAUGCGAACGAACAACCGCGGAUAUUGCCGCGCAAAUUCGGCUUCUGGCAUUCGGCAAUCGACGACGAGUUUGCACAAUAAGGAGGAGAAGCUGAAGGAGGCGAUUUUCGGCAUGAAACGAGAGACGAGCCCGUUCAGGACGUGGUCGCAACCUUUGAUGAUGGACGCGGUCAUUCCAUCCAAUACGUUACUCGCGUCACAAUCGCCCGUCAUGUCAUCUAUUCUAACGACCACGACGACUGGCACUACGGGAGUCCUUCUCACCGAUGACUCUUUGCUCCCCGAUGAUUCCUUCGGUAACAUUGGUUGCUCGGUUAAACUCGAGGAACUGAUAAGCAACGCCGAAUUGUCCGACGAUCUGUCCGAACUGGCUGACUUGGCGACCAUAGAAGAAAUGGAGGAUAUAAAGGACAUGGACUUUACAUCAUCCAGUACUGACAUCAUGGCUAUACUUCUCAACCACAGCAACGAUUGGGCUCCGUCAAACUUUUGAAAAAUCAAAAAAAUGAUUAAGAAUAACAGAUAAGCAAUGGACAUCUUAUUCAGCUUCAGUUUAUAUGCAACGCUUCUUUCACGAAGAGGAAUCGUUAGUAUCUUUGUCAACCGCAUUACGGGUUGCUGUUCUCAGGAUGGAUUAGUCUUCUUCGUGAACAGAAAGAGAAGUUUGUGUCCGUGAUACCCCGCGAGCAUCUCGCGAACCGAUCAAUUUGAAGAUCUCGGCUAAAGAUGUUGGUGACGAUAAGGCGUUAUCGUGACUGCUAGCGUCGAGCUUUUUUCCCGUACGAAUCACAUGUUCUCAAUUUUCGAAAGACGGUCGAAUGUAUCGUCAUUUGCCAUCGCGUGUCUUCGUCUUUUGUACUUGGCGCUCGAGAAGAUAUUGCUCCUCGAAAAUGUACGCCUCCACGAUUUUUUCUCGAAUGACGCGCGUCGUGGCUUUCGUGUCUCUUUUGUAUUUAAUGCAGGCGAGUGUUCGCGAGACCAAUCAUUAUAUUGAGUCGGAAUGUCUCUUCGAGGGGAAGAGAUACGAUCGUUUGGGUUGUAGUUAACUUCAACCGUACAAUCUUUGCGGAUAGCGAGAUAUUCGUAGAAUGGAUGAGAAGUAAUAGCAAGAAGAGCUAGCCUGAUGAGAAGAAAUAGCAUGAUGAGAAGUAGCCUUAGCCUUAACAUAAGCUAUUAAGAUAAAUUUAAAAGAAAGGGCGUUAGACUUGGCUUUGUUUUACAGUUUUUUUUGUCUUGGAGAAAUUUAUGGAAAAUAUUUAGGACUCUCCAUUAUCUCGCUACAGGCCGGAAGAGACGUUUGCCGUCAUGAUUGCAGAACAUCAGAGAUUUGAUACUUGAGAUUUGAUACUAGUGCUGAACUUUUUUUACGAACUAGUCCGCCAAUAUUAAAUUUUUAGAUAUUUAAAGCGAUUGUAUUUUCAUUGGCUCUUUUCGUAUUUCGAAUAUCAGCACAGCAAGAUUGGUAAAGUUUUUACUUCAACAAAGAACUGGCGAAUCAUCUUCGCAGCAUUAACGGUCGUUGAAAAAGAAAAGAAAAAGAAGAAGAAGACGAACGAUAGCCACGAUGAGUGACGGUUUCGAGAGCCAGAUGUUUUUCUUUUUUUUUGUAUAUGUAUUGUAGUAUACUUUUGUAUGAAGAUAGAUAUCGGUAAGCGUGGGUGUGGGCGAUUGGGGUCGCGCGGAUCGAAGACGGAUCGAGAAGGAAAUUCGAAGGAAAACAAAGUUUUGAUUUUUCACGAAACGGUUCCUCGUCUCUGCGCGACUCGCAACUGUCCACUUUUUGUUGUUUGACUUUUUAUGCCGAGAAAAUGUGUAUUUAGUAGUUAUGCCGAGAAAAUGUGUAUUUAGUAGUUAUACUACGGAUGUGUAUUUAGUAGAAUAUAAUAUAUAUUGGAGAUAUAUAAGUAUAAACACACACAAUCUCUCCAGCAAUGGUGCGUAACGCGCACGCAUUGUGCGUGACAUCGGCGUUCUUUCUAAAUUCAGAGAAGAAUUCAUUAGAAUUAUCACCUAAAAUUAUAGCAUAGAAUGAUAAGGACGCGGAAUUAAGUUAAAAUUACGAUUAAAUUAAAUAUAAUAAAGAUAAGUAAUUAGUAAUUAAUUUAAAUUGAGAUGAGAAGAGAUGAGAAUGGGAUGAUCAGGCAGAAUUAACGUUAAGAUGCUGCAAAGAUGGAUACAUAUGGCGGAAUUAUUUUUUCAUCGCUUUUGAUAGAGAUUUUGAUUUGUUUUUGUUCUUCUUUAUACUUUUAUUAUUAUAUUCUGCACUUUUCUGCAUUUUAUUAAAUUGGGACGAUGUUGAAAUGGAAAUCGGAAAAAUUUCAAUUUAUUUUAUUUUUUUUUCUUAUUUGUAUUUAUGUCUCCUGAUAAAUGAUUAAGGCAAAGUGCGACGUCACACCGUAUGAUAAAUUAGGAGUGGAAAUAAGGACCUCUACUUGAUUAUUAUAAAUGAUUCUGGGUACCCCACGGGAACCUGUAGAAUCGUAUCUUCACGCAAAGUGGAAUGAAUGCGGGAAGGAUGUUGAUCGGCAUAAUACGCGUGCGUUGCUGCUACUGCUACUUUCGUACAUAUAUAAAAUAUGUAUAUUAUAUGUAUAUGAAAUAAUGAUAUGGAUGUUGAAAAGUGAAUAAUUCGCGAGAUAUAUAAAUAUAUAUAUCGCUACGUCGACGAUAAUCGCUUUGUCCUCCCGCGAGAAACGGCGAAGCGAUCGGCAAAAGCGAUCAUCGGAAAGCUCCCUCGUGAAAGGAACAACUUGUCGAUUUGGAACAGGCAAAUGAGAUAGAACGAUACGGCUAGUGUGACGAUCGAUCGUACGUAACUCUCGUGCGAAUUGACAGAAUAAUUUCUCGAGACACUUUGAGAAUUUGUUCAAAAUAUUCGCAGACGUAUCCUCGAGAUAUCCUGACAUCAAAGAAUAUUUUCUCCGGAUCGUCAUACUUUCGGGGGAUACUUUCGACGAGGCUAUUCUUUCGUCGGGUUCCGCUAUCUUUUCGGUAUCCCUCUCCAACUGUGCGCAUCCCCGAGAUUCGAGAAAGGAAAAAAAAAGAAAAAAAAAAGAGAAAAUGUGUGCUCGCGACGAAGGUAAGUCCGAGGGAGGAAAGCGCGAUCGCUUCGAUCGAGAACGGGAACGAGCACAUACACACCACACACGUACACGCACCAUACGCACACGCAUACACAUGUACAUGAAAGAUAACGCGCGAGCGUUUCUCCGAUCGAUCGCUUGCACGAUCGACGCUGAAUCCAGCGGUUAAGAUCCAGCGACGGCAUCGGGCGGCGAUCGAGCGAGCCACGCUUGGUUGCGCGAGAGCGCACGGUUAUCGAUAUAUCAAACAUUUGAUCUCAUAGUCUCCUUUACAUUUACGUUCGCGUAGCGGUUAAUUUCCGACGAUUGUUCGUAAACGGUGAUUAGCGAUAGUCGCACCGAUACCAGCGAGUUCACUACCAGCCGUUUUUUUUUUAUUUUUCUGUAAGAUUUAUCAUGCUAUGUUUCCGAGCAUA
Molecule: messenger RNA, 5222 nt
Organism: Camponotus floridanus (Florida carpenter ant)
Lineage: Eukaryota; Metazoa; Arthropoda; Insecta; Hymenoptera; Formicidae
Product: transcription factor Sox-11-A
Exons: 2
Coding region: 717-2216 (499 amino acids)
Biological process (GO): regulation of DNA-templated transcription; anatomical structure morphogenesis; cell differentiation
Molecular function (GO): RNA polymerase II cis-regulatory region sequence-specific DNA binding; DNA-binding transcription factor activity, RNA polymerase II-specific
Source: RefSeq, a predicted model, not a curated record